AUGGAGAAAUAUUUUGGAAAAAGACCAAGAAUUUUGGAUUCUUGUCCAGAACUAGAAGCACAGAAUGCUGAAGAAAUUUUGAUGGAGAAUGAUGAUAUAAAUGAAGUGAAAUCAAGGCUGAUCCUGCGUGGUUAUGUGGCACCAGGAGAUGAAGCCUUCACUAGUUGUGGUUUUUCUAAUUGGAAAAAAGCACUAGAAAAAUUCAAGGCGCAUGUUGGGGAUAAAAGUAGUGCACACAACAAAGCAAUGAUAGAAUAUGAAAAUUUUGUCAAUCAAAGGCAAAGUGUGACAUAUGUUGAAAGUAGAGGGGGACAUGACGAGUCAUCUACGUCUUUGAACAAAGGUAAUUUUCUUGAGUUAUUAGAAUGGUAUGGUUUGAGGAAUGAUGAAGUUGGAAAAGUGAUUUUGAAAAAUGCCCCUGGAAAUAACCAAAUGACUUCUCCAUCAGUCCAAAAAGAUAUGGCUAAUGCUUGUACGGUGGAAACCACACUUGAUAUAUUGGGAGAACUUGGAGACAGACACUUUUCAAUCCUAGUUGAUGAGUCACGUGAUUGCUCAACAAAGGAGCAAAUGGCAAUUGUCAUAAGAUUUGUGAACAAGGAUGGCCAGAUAAUUGAAAGGUUUUUAGCUUUGGUUCAUGUCAAAAAAACUACAUCAGUUUGUUUGAAAGAGGCAAUUGACUUCGUAUUUGCUAAGUUUAAGUUAUCUUUGUCAAGAUUGAGAGGCCAAGGAUACGAUGGAGCAUCAAACAUGCGAGGUGAAUGCAAUAGAUUGAAAGCACUAAUUUUAAAGGAAAAUCCAUCAGCUUGUUAUCUUAUCUCGAUUGUCACAACAUGUGGUUCUUCUUGCAAAAGGGUUGAUAUGAUUCGACUAAUUGAGCACGAUAGACUAGUUGAAAUGAUAGAGAAUGGGGAAAUCGGUACUGGUAGAGGCCAAAAUCAAGAAACUUCUUUGAAGAGACCAGGUGAUACUCGAUGGGAAUCUCAUUAUGUCACCGUGAUUCGUCUUGCAAAUAUGUGGCAGUCAGUAACCGAAGUACUUGAAAACGUAUUUGUUGAUGGAGAAGAAUAUGAAACAAGGGGCAAAGCUGUAGGUCUCGUACAGAAAAUGGAGACUUUUGAAUUUGUAUUCAUCCUUAUGUUGAUGAAACAUUUGUUGGGGGUUAUUCAACCAUUGUCUUGA
Messenger RNA from Salvia splendens (bonfire salvia), 1182 nucleotides. RefSeq names its product zinc finger MYM-type protein 1-like. The coding region runs from base 1 to 1182 and encodes 393 amino acids. The record is from RefSeq and is a predicted model, not a curated record. NCBI's taxonomy places the organism in Eukaryota, Viridiplantae, Streptophyta, Magnoliopsida, Lamiales, Lamiaceae. The transcript is spliced from 4 exons.